AUAAAUUCAACUAUCGUUUUAUUACGCAAUAAAGUGAGGCGUAGUUAAAACAUCAAAAUAUUUCAUUUUCAGCAUUUGAGUUUCAUUUAAAAUGUUUUUUGAGUUUUUGAUAACUGUGGUCUUCGUUCUAUGGCGAGUUACUAAAUCAAUAACUAAAAGUAACUCUGAUAACAGUUCGUUUGAUACAAAACCUCGUACUAAAUACGACUAUAAAUCUCAUAGUCAAUACUGCUAUGAACCUCAUACUCAAUACUACUAUGAAUUUUUCCGUACAAUUUUUGAUUGGAAUCCUUCAUGGAUUUUUGACAAUCAGUAUAAAAAUACACCACCAGCUACAAUUGAUUUAAUAAGAAUGACUCCAGUAGCAUUAAAGUAUUCAACCUUAGAAGAAUAUCAAAAAAUAAUGUUUCCUCUUUUGAUAAAUGAAUUUUGGCAUUCAUUAAAACGUGACAUUGCAGAAGAUAUGGACUAUCUUCAAUGUAACAAAUAUGUCACAGGAUGUGCAACUAGGACUUCAUCUCGAUGUACAUCAAACACUAUUCGAUUUCAAUGGAUAAUAACGUGUUCAUAUGCGGAUAAACUUGGCGAUGAGUAUCCAAGUCGUGGUAAUUUGGUUAUUAUUAAAUAUGGAAUAUCUCAUCAACUAGCAUAUGUCGAAGAAGUUGAGAAGAGAGGAGACAAACGAAAAUUGACGACUACAUUUACUUAUGCAUUAAUAACAAAGUACGAUCCAAAAUUAUCGUUGUCUGGUCCAUUGUCAUUAACAACUUUGACAUCGAUUUUAUCUACUUUAGCACUUAUUGAUGUGCUAGACAAUAUUUCCAAUUCGCCGCUGAUUAACGCAAUUUUACAACCAAAAUUUGAACCAUAUACUUUGUGUACGGCAAUCGAAAAUAUUUCUACAGUAACUGGAGAAACUCUUAAUUUGAAACAAUGGGAAAUAAUGUCCAGAGUUGUGAGUACAGUUGAAUAUAUAAAAACUCGUAUAGGUUUGAUACAAGGACCUCCAGGCACUGGAAAAUCAACAGUAAUUAAAAAUAUUAUUGCAUCUACAUUGAGUAGAAGAAAAACAGCAAGAAUUUUAGUCUGUGCUCCUUCAAAUAAAGCGGUCGAUGGAAUAGUUAUUAGAUUAUUGGAAAUACAAUCACAGAUGAAAGCACAAGGCAUUCCUUUCGAAAUUGUUCGGAUAGGCUGUAUCGACAGAAUAGAUGAAAAAGUUAAAUGUGUAUCCUUAUCAAAUCUCAAAUCGAUUCGAAAGAAUCAACACUUAUUUAACAUAAAUAAUGGGGAUAAAACCAUUGAAGAAUCUAUUCUAGUAUCUGCAAACAUUAUAGCAUGUACUUUAACGUCAUGUUAUACGAAUUUUCAUAUGAAAUCUGUGUUUAAGUCUGGAGGGUUUUCGUUUUGCAUUGUAGACGAAGCUGCUCAAGCGACAGAAUUACUUACAUUAGUGCCUUUAAUGUUAAAUAUAAAUAAAUUAAUUUUAGUCGGAGAUCCUCAACAGUUGCCUCCAACUGUUUUAUCGCAGAAAGUGAAAGAUUAUGGGUACAAUCAAUCGCUUUUUGCCAGAGCUCAAAAAAUAUUUGAAAGCGAAAAUGAUAUUUACUUUGAUAAUCCUGUUGUAAUGUUGGAUACCCAGUAUCGAAUGGUUGAAGCAAUUUCUCAGUGGCCGAAUCAGUAUUUUUACAAAGGAGCGAUAAAAAAUGCUGCUUCUGUAGGAUCAUCAAAUUUUCACAAUUACAGAGUUCUUAAUCAUUCAUAUUCACAAUCUUUUAAUGGUGAGUCGAAUGAAAAUGAAGCAAAACUUGUUUUACAAUUAGUUCGUAUAUUGAAAAAUGAUGAAGUAAUAAACUAUCCAAAAACAAACAAAGAAAUGAGUAUUGGUAUAAUUACACCGUACCAACAACAGCGCACAUUAUUAAUGAAACAUUUACAAAAUGAAAAUAAUAAAAUCGAGAUAAAUACAGUGGACAGCUUUCAAGGUUCUGAGUGCGACAUCAUUAUUAUGUCAUGUGUUAAAAGUAAAGGUAUUGGGUUUGUUAAAGAUCCAAACCGAUUGAACGUAAGUCUGACUCGAGCUAAACACACUUUGAUACUUUGUGGAAAUUUCCGUACAUUUAGGCGUAAUAAAAUGUGGCAAAAUUUAUUAAAUGACGCAGAAUCACGUGGUCUUUAUUAUGAUAUUCCAGAAAAAAAAAACGUACAAAUAAUGAAAAAUAUUAUUCUCAAAGGCACGAAUGAUAAUUUUAUCAACAAUUAUGAAUAUUUCAAUAAUGAAAAUAAUAUAUAUAGAUACAAUAAUAAGAUUUUUCAAAUUAUAAUUCAUUUUUACAAUGUCAUUAUCAGUUUUGUCAAAUGUUUAUUUACAAUUAAUAAUUGUAAUAAUAACAUCUGAAUUAUUAAGAUGUAAAUUAACUGAUCUAUAUAUUGUGUGGAUCAGUCAAUUGGCCCUGGGUUAUUGAUCGGUUUUACCCUAUAUAUUAUAGGG
Microplitis mediator is the source of this 2488-nucleotide messenger RNA. Its product is annotated as probable helicase senataxin. The coding region runs from base 92 to 2395 and encodes 767 amino acids. Gene Ontology annotation, molecular function: transcription termination site sequence-specific DNA binding; helicase activity. The record is from RefSeq and is a predicted model, not a curated record. The transcript is spliced from 12 exons. Gene Ontology annotation, biological process: termination of RNA polymerase II transcription. NCBI's taxonomy places the organism in Eukaryota, Metazoa, Arthropoda, Insecta, Hymenoptera, Braconidae. Gene Ontology annotation, cellular component: nuclear body.